Molecule: messenger RNA, 1422 nt
Organism: Arctia plantaginis
Lineage: Eukaryota; Metazoa; Arthropoda; Insecta; Lepidoptera; Erebidae
Source: the annotation of a GenBank genome assembly
AUGAACAUGAAUGGACUAUUUAGAAUCUUCGCGUUCAAAAUACGGCAUGGAUUACAUGUAUAUUACGCUAAGAAAAAGCGGAGAGCGCAACAGUACCUGGGCGAAGACGGCUCGCACAAAAAGGAGCGGAAGUUAUAUAAUGAUGGUUACGACGAUGAUAACCAUGACUACAUUAUUAAGCAGGGCGAGAAGUUCCUCGACCGGUAUGAGAUCUCAUCGCCUAUUGGAAAGGGAUCAUUUGGACAGGUUGUGAAAGCGUAUGACCACGAGGAGCAGUGUCAAGUAGCGAUUAAAAUAAUUAAGAAUAAGAAACCCUUCCUAAACCAGGCACAAAUAGAAGUCAAGUUACUAAAAAUGAUGAACAGAGCGGAUCCUGAAAAUAAGUAUUAUAUAGUGAAACUUAAAUGCCAUUUUAUGUGGCGGAACCACCUGUGCCUAGUGUUCGAGCUGUUGUCAUAUAAUUUGUACGACCUGCUGCGCAACACCAAUUUUAGAGGCGUCUCGCUCAACCUCACACGCAAGUUUGCACAGCAAUUGUGCACUGCGCUAUUGUUCCUUAGUCAACCUGAACUAAAUAUAAUUCACUGUGAUCUUAAACCCGAGAAUAUACUACUAUGUAACCCGAAGAGGUCUGCCAUUAAAAUCGUGGACUUUGGAAGCUCGUGUCAGCUGGGUCAACGGAUAUACCAAUACAUACAAUCGCGGUUUUAUCGAUCGCCUGAGGUACUGUUGGGCGUAUCCUAUGACCUUGCGAUAGACAUGUGGUCGCUUGGCUGCAUACUGGUCGAGAUGCAUACUGGCGAGCCGCUGUUCAGCGGAGCCAACGAAGUCGACCAAAUGAACAAAAUUGUCGAGGUGCUCGGCAUGCCGCCUGAUCAUUUAUUAGACCAGGCACAUAAAACAAGAAAAUUCUUUGACAAAUUACCAACUGCUGAAGGUGGUAGUUAUGUAUUAAAGAAAGUCAAUGGGAAGGAUGGCAGCGGUUACAGGAAGUACCGCGCGCCGGGCACUCGGCGGCUGCACGACAUCCUGGGCGUGGAGGGCGGCGGGCCGGCCGCGCGCCGCCGCGGGGAGCCCGGCCACUCCGUCUCAGAUUAUCUCAAAUUUAAGGACCUAAUCCUCCGUAUGUUGGAGUACGACCCCAAACAGCGUGUGACGCCGUACUAUGCGCUGCAACACAAUUUCUUCAAAAGGACCGCAGAUGAGUCCACAAACACACAGCAAGCGCAGUCGCAUCAUCAACACGCGGGCGGCGCGGGCGCGGGUGCGGGGGGCGGCGCGGGGGGCGGCGCGGGGGGCGGCGCGGCGGGCGCGGGGGGCGGCGCGGCGCGGCUGUGGGGCGCGCCCAUGGAGGUGGAGGCGGUGCGGCGCGAGGACGAGCUGCUGCAGGCCGUGUGCCACAGCCCCGUGGCCAUUCACUAG